Molecule: messenger RNA, 3939 nt
Organism: Strongylocentrotus purpuratus (purple sea urchin)
Lineage: Eukaryota; Metazoa; Echinodermata; Echinoidea; Camarodonta; Strongylocentrotidae
Gene: nnt
Product: NAD(P) transhydrogenase
Biological process (GO): NADPH regeneration; proton transmembrane transport
Cellular component (GO): mitochondrial inner membrane
Molecular function (GO): NADP binding; NAD binding
Source: RefSeq, marked provisional
CGGCAUUUUUCGUUGGCUGUGAGGGGACUUCAAACACCCCUACCCCUGCCAAAUUUAGGAAGUUUGCCUUUAUUUGGACCCGGAGGCGUGAUCUUUUUUAUAUUUUGAUCGUCGAACAUUUCUCCGAGACAUCAUGUUUCGCUUGAUGCAGUCUGCCUGUCAGGUAGACAGGGUGGCCCUGAAGAAGACCUACACAGUCUCCAAGCUACGCUUUCGUGGGCUCAAAACAUCCUUCAUCGCCAGGGCAGAGGCAGAGGCUCCAGCCGCCCCACCAGGUGCUAUUCCUUAUAGCGAACUCAAGAUCGGAAUCCCAAAGGAGACCUUCCUCAAUGAACGCAGGGUAGCAGCUGCCCCCAUUGCAGUCAAGAAUCUUAUCAAGGAAGGCUACAAUGUAGUUGUAGAGGACGGUGCAGGGUCCAAAUCCAACUUCAGAAAUCAAGAUUAUGAAGAAGUCGGAGCAAAGAUUGUGAGCAGAGAUGAUGCUUUCAAGUCAGAUCUGGUUUUGAAGGUACGUGCUCCUAGUAUGGAAGAAGUGGGUCUUCUCAGAGAUCGCUCAAAUCUCAUCAGUUUCAUGUACCCGGCACAAAACAAGGAGUUGCUGGAUAAAUUAGCGGAGAGGCAGGCUACAGUAUACGCCAUGGACUGUGUUCCUCGGAUAAGCAGAGCCCAAGUGUUUGAUGCCCUUAGUUCAAUGGCAAAUAUCGCAGGCUACAAAGCUGUUUUAGAAGCAGCUAAUAACUUUGGCAGGUUCUUCACAGGUCAGAUCACUGCUGCUGGAAAGAUCCCACCAGCAAAAGCUCUCGUCAUUGGAGGAGGUGUAGCUGGACUCUCAGCAAUGGGCACAGCAAAGAACAUGGGAGCUAUUGUGAGAGGUUUUGAUACAAGAGCUGCAGUCAAAGAGCAGGUGCAGUCACUGGGAGCCGAGUUCUUGGAGCUGAAGUUUGAGGAAUCAGGAGAAGGAACUGGUGGGUAUGCUAAGGAAAUGUCUCCAGAGUUCAUAAAGGCAGAAAUGGAACUGUUUGCUAAGCAAUGCAAAGAAGUCGACAUCCUCAUUACAACUGCCUUGAUUCCAGGUAAGCCUGCACCAAAGCUGAUAUCCAAAGAGAUGAUUGAAUCAAUGAAGGAGGGGUCUGUUGUUGUGGACUUGGCUGCAGAAGCAGGGGGCAACAUUGAAACCACAAAGCCAAAUGAGUUGUCUGUUCAUAAAGGUGUUAUCCACAUUGGUUACACAGAUCUACCCAGUCGCCUUCCAACCCAGUCCAGCACCUUGUACGGCAAUAAUAUCUCAAAGUUCCUCCUCUCUCUCGGACCCAAAGGCUUCUACCACAUUGACCUAGAAGAUGAGGUUACCCGAGGCUCUAUCAUCUUAAAGGAAGGCGAGCUUCUUUGGCCACCCCCACCACCAAAAGUAGUGCCAGCUCCUCCACCACCCCCACCCAGGCCAGUAGCAGUUGAGGCUCCACCACCAAGCCCCUUUAGAGAUACCCUGAACAGUUCCCUGAUGUAUACGGCAGGAUUAGGAUCACUGUAUGGCUUUGGAGUUCUGUCUCCGAAUGCUGCAUUCAACACCAUGCUCACCACCUUCUCUCUAGCUGGAAUCGUUGGCUACCACACAGUGUGGGGAGUGCAACCUGCCCUUCACUCACCCUUGAUGUCAGUCACAAAUGCCAUCUCUGGCAUCACAGCUGUAGGAGGUCUUGUAUGCAUGAGUGGAGGUUAUUAUCCUGACUCCACACCUGCCACGCUUGCCGCCAUUGCAGCCUUUAUCUCAUCCAUCAACAUCUUUGGAGGCUUCCUCGUUACCAAAAGGAUGUUGGAUAUGUUCCGCCGUCCAGAUGAUCCACCAGAAUACAACUAUUUAUACCUUCUUCCUGGUGGCAUUGGCAUUGGAUCCUACUUGGGGGCUGAAUUGACCGGCUAUUCCAUGCAGGAGAUUGCUUAUCUCGCAGGUUCUCUUUGCUGUGUUGGUGCUUUGAGUGGACUGUCAUCGCAAUCAUCUUGUAGAGUUGGUAAUUCUCUAGGCAUGAUUGGUGUAUCCACAGGUAUGAUUGCCACACUUGUUGGGCUCAAAGCUUCGCCAGAGUUGUACACACAGAUGGGUGCAGCCAUCGGUGUAGGUGGUCUCAUUGGUUGCACCAUUGCCAAGCGAAUGGCCAUUACUGACCUACCCCAGCUUGUUGCUGCCUUCCACAGCUUUGUUGGUCUUGCUGCAGUUCUCACCUGUGUAUCCACAUACAUGGCAGAAGCUGCCCACUUUGCUGCAGAUCCGGCAAGUGCAGGAAUGACCAAGGCUUUCCUCUACUUUGGAACAUACAUUGGUGGUGUCACCUUCACAGGUUCUCUUAUUGCAUAUGGUAAGCUACAAGGUGUGCUCAGUUCUGAACCUCUUCUUCUCCCUGGACGCAACGCUCUCAACUUGGGACUCAUGGCUGCGAAUGUCGGUGCCAUGGCAUACUACAUGACAAACCCAGGUUAUGCUAUGGAUAUGAGCUGCUUGACUGCAACUAGUGUUCUCUCCUCGGUUAUGGGAGUCACCCUGACCGCAGCCAUUGGUGGCGCUGACAUGCCUGUUGUCAUCACUGUGCUGAACAGCUACAGUGGCUGGGCUCUAUGUGCAGAAGGCUUCAUGUUGAACAACAACCUAAUGACCAUCGUUGGUGCCAUGAUUGGUUCUUCAGGAGCCAUCCUCUCAUACAUCAUGUGCAAGGCUAUGAAUCGUUCCCUGACCAAUGUCAUCUUUGGUGGCUACGGAACCCUGACCACAGCUGGUGGCAAACCAAUGGAAAUCACAGGCACCCACACAGAGAUCAAUGUAGAAAACACAGUUGACAUGAUCGAAGAAGCCGAAAACAUCAUCAUUGUCCCUGGCUAUGGUCUAUGCGUUGCAAAGGCCCAGUACCCCAUUGCUGAAAUGGUGGAGGUGCUUAACAAGCGUGGAAAGAAUGUCCGAUUUGGUAUCCAUCCUGUUGCUGGUCGCAUGCCUGGUCAGCUGAAUGUCCUCCUGGCUGAAGCUGGUGUACCCUAUGAUGUUGUCCUUGAGAUGGAUGAAAUCAAUGAUGAUUUCUCUGCUAACGACCUGGUUCUUGUCAUCGGUGCCAACGACACAGUCAAUUCUGCUGCUGAAGAGGAUCCCAACUCCAUCAUUGCUGGCAUGCCAGUACUGAGGGUAUGGAAGUCUAAGCAAGUGGUCGUCAUGAAGAGAUCCCUAGGAGUUGGCUAUGCCGCCGUAGACAACCCAAUCUUCUUCAAGCAAAACACCGGCAUGUUGCUAGGAGAUGCCAAGAAGACAUGUGAUGCUCUACUUGCAAGAUUGAAGACGGUAUAUGAAUCAUGAGUAAUGUGAAAAUUUAUGUGCCUAGAGAGUUAUGUCUUACCUCAGUUUAUAAUAUAGGCUUGUGGUAUGAAAUCAAGAUGAAAUUAUUCCAAAAAAUAUAAUCAUGACGUUACAUAAUUUAUGAGGAGCUCUUUAACCAUCAAAUAGGAUCAUGUGUGAGCACUGUUGCAUGUUAAACUGUUAUUGAUUGGAUUAAUCAUGAAUUUAAAUUCCAAAUGACAAUGAAUUUAUAACCACUUUAGAUUUCUGCUGAAAGGAAAAUUGUAUUUCAUGAGAGUUGUAGUCAAUCAUGUCUAUGAUUCAGGUAUACAGGUGAGAAAGGCAAUCAAAGGGUCACCAUUAACCAUGCAAAGUUUUGUUUCUUUAAUUUCUCUGAAUCAAGUUUUCCUACCUUUGUGUCAAAACCUGCAUCAGGAUGUGAUCUAAACGUAUCAGUUUAUUUUUAAUUGUAUGGAAUUUUAUUUGAUUGACCAAUUUUUCCAUCCUGUUUCUUUCUUUCAAAUGAUAUUCAGGUGCAAGAUUAUUAAUGAAUUAGACAAGAAGGAAAGUAGGUUUUUCAUCAAAGAAAGCUCAGAUGAUGAAAGGAUAGUGAGGGUCAGACUUUC